AGAGAUCUGAGCAGCAAUGGGGGACAAGGGAAUCCUGUGUAUUGGGCUGGUGUGUCUGGAUAUUAUCAGUGUGGUGGAAAAAUACCCAGAGGAGGACUCUGACAGCAGGUGUCUGUCUCAGCGCUGGCAGCGGGGGGGCAAUGCCUCGAACUCCUGCACCGUCCUGGCACUUCUGGGGGCUCCGUGCGCUUUCAUGGGCUCACUGGCCCCGGGGCACAUGGCUGACUUCAUCGUGUCAGACUUCCAGAGGAGAGGGAUUGGUACCAGUAAUGUGAGUUGGCAAAGUCGGGGGGACACGCCGUGCGCUUGUUGUUUGAUAAACACCUCCAGUGGCUCCCGGACUGUGACGUUGUAUGACACAAACCUGCCCGACGUGACAGAAGAAGACUUCCAGAGGGUGGAGCUGACCCAGUACAAGUGGAUUCACUGGGAGGGCAGAAAUGCAGACGAGCAAGUGAAGAUGAUCCGCAGAGUGGAGGAGCACAACAGGGGCCGCGGCGCAGAAGAGCCAAUCACUAUCUCUGUGGAAAUUGAGAAGGAAAGGGAGGAGCUCUACCAACUCUUCGCAUACGGGGACGUGGUGUUUGUCAGUAAGGAUGUGGCGCGUCACUUUGGCUUUAACUCUGCGCGGGAGGCUGUGUGCGGCCUGUACCCCCGGGUGAGAAAGGGGGCCUACCUGGUGUGCGCGUGGGCAGAGCAAGGGGCAGACGCUUUGGGCCCUGAUGGUUCCGUCGUCCAUUCCGGCGCCUUCUCUCCUGAGAACAUUGUCGACACCUUGGGAGCCGGAGACACGUUCAACGCCUCAGUGAUCUACUCCCUGUCCAAAGGUCAGAGCAUGCAGGAAGCUCUCACAUUUGGGUGCCAAAUGGCUGGCAAGAAAUGUGGGGUGCAAGGCUUUGAUGGCUUCAUCUGAGUCCUCUGGAAACUGCCAGCUCACCCACCAAUGAUAAACCUUGGGCAGCAGCAAGAAGGGCACUAACGCCCAGCCUGUGGCGCCCUCACCUGGUGGAACUCAUAGCUGCUCAACUGGGACCAUAUGAACUGGGACCAUAUGAACUGGGACCUGAAAUGCACAAACCUUAUGUUCCCUAACACUAGGGGUCACUAGUGAGCAGCUGUAUAUAAAUAUAUAAAAAUUCCAUUUGUAGCCACAGAUCUGUCAGAAACUCAUUGUUUCACUCAGCAGCUGCUCCUUUUUCUUGGCUUUCAGGUGAUGGGCAUAUCCAGGAGACCCAAGCAUGGCAGCUGCCAUCCCAUAGGCACUACGUAUAGCUUAUUUCCCCCUGGGUUUGCCCAUAGCCUGUACAGAGAUACACACCAGAAAAUGGAUCCCCUGUGACAAGCACAAUCAAGCAGGAACAGCCCCCCAGAACUAUGCCAAACUAGCUGUAGCCGUAUCAUCAUAAUGAUUGGGGUGACAGGUGUAGUUGUAGGGUCCUUUGAGCAGACUGUGCCCCUCCAUAUAACUCUUAUUGCCCAGUGACCUGUUUAGUUGGGACCUCCCACUCUGUUACUGGGAACCAUAUCACUGCCUUUCCUCCACUGUCCCAGGUAUCCUUUGCUCAGCCCUGGGGAUGGGGGUUCCAAAUAAAUUGUCUCCCCCAGUGUUUCAGGAUUGACUUGGCCUUCAAACUACUGGGUAAACCCAGGUCUAUAUCUUAUGGUGUUUCCUUCAUUUAGUCCAUUAUUCUUUCUGUCUCUCAGUCAUUCUCUAGCCUUCUGGUGCACCCUAUGGAGAUGUGCGUUUGUGGGACAGGGACACUGGAUUUGGAGAAGAUUGAGCGGGUCUAGUAACCAGCCAUCACAUUGUAUUACUUAUUACUCAUUUAUUAUUAUUAAAAGAAACCUGAGAAUUAGCAGAAAUAAGUGGUUCUGAUGGAACAGACACAGCCAGGCACUCGCCAAUAAUCUCAGCCCAAUGAGAAGGAGACAAAGAAGUGGUUGCCUGAGGCUUGGGAUCAAGAUGUUCUUGAUGGUCCAGAACAAGUCCAUGUUGGUGGGAUAUACAAGCCAAACAUGUUAUGGACCUUACACACGCUUUCUUUAAUGCUCCAUGCAUCUCCAGCCAGCGGAGACCAAGACACUCUUUAGUGGUCAUCGGCUCAUCUGAAGCCUGUGCAACCAUGACUUGUUCCAAAUAAAAUUAAAUUCUUAAGAUAAAUUCA
This is a messenger RNA of Xenopus laevis (African clawed frog), 2165 nucleotides long. It is a transcript of the gene khk.S, whose product is annotated as ketohexokinase S homeolog. Lineage: Eukaryota; Metazoa; Chordata; Amphibia; Anura; Pipidae. The record is from RefSeq and is marked provisional. Gene Ontology annotation, molecular function: ketohexokinase activity. Gene Ontology annotation, biological process: fructose metabolic process.